AUGAAAGUAGUCGAGAUUGUGACAACCCAUGCUCGCGAACCUGAGGACAUUGUGCCAUUCGAGAAGACUAUCGAGGACACUGGAGUGUCAUAUAGGAAGAUCGUUGAGAUUCUGUCCAAAACUCACAAAACCUUUAUAAAGUUGACUGAAGCUUACAAAGUUGUUGAUGUAAGUAGUUCAUAUUUUGUAGUUUUUUGAUUUUACUGUAGUAUGAGGCUAUGUCUUAAACUUAUAGGUUCUUAGUAGUCAACAAAAAGUCGUAAGUCACAGUGAAACUGAGUUGUAUAUUAAAAAUUAUAAAAAGUUAAAACAGUUUUUAUAAAAACAACAAUUUUUAGGUAACAACAAGCCGUAUUGGAUUAACUACAGGAUUUUUGUCUCAAAUUUACAAUGUCAUGUUCCACUUUUCAAAUGGACAAGCUGUCAGUGUAAUUGCCAAAAUCCCAUUGGUCGGAGGUAUCGACGCGAUUUGUGGAGCUGAUGGGGAAGUGGUAAGUUAUUUAUAAAUUUAAAUUUUAACUUAACAGUUCAAUAAGAUAACACCAUUAUAGAAAGGUUGAAGCAGAUUAUAUCUAUAAAUUACUAUACCCAAAUUAAAAAUGGGAAAAUAUGUCUCUAACAAAGAAUACUAUUGCCCGUUUAAUAGGUAAAAAUUUUAAAAAGUUUUUUUUUCAGAAUCCACCUCCAGCCGACGAGAAACCGAAUGCUCACUCAAUAGAAUGUGAAUUUUAUGACCAAUUUUCGUAUAUGAGAGAUGUGCCUUUGCCUAAAGUCUACUACACUGAGAAGAUCACGCCUUCUGAUAAGGGUCUGAUUCUGAUGGAGAAUCUCAGUCUUCGUUCUGACACACCCGGCUUCUACAAAGGCGCUACUGAAGAACAAUGCUACAGUGUAAGAUAGUUUAUAUCCUAAAGGUUUCUAUUGCAUUUUUAAACUUAUUAUUGAUUUUUAAACUUGAUAAUGAUGACUUUAUAGUUAGCCAGAGCAGUAGCCCAUUACCAGUUCUGUGCAGCUGCCCCUCGUCAUCAGCCAUGGUGGCGACAAUUCCAUGAUAACAUUCACACUGAAUUUGAUAUGAAUCUGGUGAAGCCAUUGUGGGGCUUUGCUCAUACCAUCGAAGAGUUUAAAGAUGUCUUACACUUGGCAGAACCUUAUCAAAACAAAGAGUUCUGGACAUAUGCCUUGAGGGAAAGAGCAGCGGAGUAUAGUAAGCCUUACCGUAACAUCUAUUUUGUUGUUUUUAUGUUUAUUGUAGUCUGAAUAUUAUACUAUAGCUUUAGAGUUAAAAAUUUAUGUAAACUGUUACUUCUUUGGGUACGAAACACGAUACUCUACGUUUUUAGCCACUAAGCAAUAAAAAUUUUAAAAAUUAAGAAUUCGUACUUUUAAAAACUUUAGAUGCCAUUUCAAUGUGUCACGGUGACACUCAGCCCAACAACUUGAUGUUUAAGCUGAAGAAAGAUGGCACGAUGUCAGACGAGCUUCUUGCCAUUAUUGAUUGGCAAUUGGUCUUUUAUGGUAAGUUCAACUUCUUAAAAUGCAUGUUAUUUACAGUUUUUUUUAAAUUUUAGACGAGGGAAUUGUUGCGCAAGAGCUCAAGGUUUAGGAGUAAUUAACAAUUACUUUUUUAUAUUAAAAAGUCUAUCAGAAUUGUGAACUUUGACGGUUUUUUGCUCACAAAAAGACUGUUUGUGUCAAAAGAACAUUAGAAGUUAAAAAAGUUAAAAUAUAAAAUACUACAAAAUUUACUAAUUGAUAAAACGAUAACAAAAAUAUGUCAUUUUAGCUAGUGCACCAUUUGAUUUGGCCAGGUUUAUUUGUAUGGGGGUGGAUUGGAGUGUCAGAGAACAAUGCGAGACCAAGGUCUUUGAUGUCUACUACAACACGUUGUCGGAUCUCUACGCAAAAUCGUGCCAAAAACCACCAUUCACGUAUGCACAGGUAUGACUACUUUUAUCUUUUAUUUAACAUUCAAAAAGUUGAAAUUCAAAAAAAAAUUUUAAAAUUUGUUUUUGAAUUUUGGAAAAAACUGCUUAGAAGUUCAAAAAAAGUAUAAAAAAGACUGACUUUUGCCAUUUCAGGGCUUGGAACUGUACCACUUGACUUUAAUGCACCAAGGUGUCCAAGCUGUGAUGUAUGUGUCGAUGAUCGCUUUGAAGCUACAACAAAGUAAUCACGUAGAGCCUCUAUUCCCAAUUCUUGUAAACCGUGUCCGAGAUGUCGUACUGAGGACUGCUGAGUUGGGAAAAAUGUACAAUCUGGAACGAUUUGCUCAGUUUUCGUCUUGGACCAAGGACUUGUAA
Messenger RNA from Bursaphelenchus okinawaensis, 2303 nucleotides. The record is from the annotation of a GenBank genome assembly. NCBI's taxonomy places the organism in Eukaryota, Metazoa, Nematoda, Chromadorea, Rhabditida, Aphelenchoididae.